UCGUCGCCUCCCCCUUCUCCUCUCCGGCCAGCGUCACGAGAACUCCCAAUAUAUAAAAGCAAAAGCGACUCCAUCUUUUCCAUUCCGUGACGACAUCGAGGGAAUUCCACCACUGUUGAAUAUUGUUAUAUAGACAUAUCGUACGCAUGGCAACGAUGGCUUCCUCCCAAAGCCUCCCGUCUUCCUCACUAGCCAUUUUGUCCAGCAGUUGCCGCGAUGCAGUCCGAGGCCGCUGACUCCCGCAUCGACGCCGCCGCCGCCGCCGCGGAGUCCCACGAGCCCCAGUCGCCCACCGGCCGCCAGAUCAUCGACUUCGAGCUCCGCAACUCACUCCCCCGCGUCCGUGCCACCUCGCCGUCCUCUGCCGAUCCUCCGCCCGGGCCUGCCGCUGCGUCGCUGGUCAUGGGUACCGACCCGGGAUCCACGCUCAAGAUCGUCAAGGGAGAGUUCGGCUACGUCCUCGAGGACGUGCCCCACCUCACCGACUACCUCGCCGAUCUCCCGACAUACCCAAAUCCAAUCAAAGAAAAUCCAGCAUAUUCAGUUGUCAAGCAGUUCUUCGUUAAUCAAGAUGAUACUGUUCCAAAGAAGGUUGUUGUCCAGAAAGACAGCCCAAGAGGGAUCCAUUUUAGACGUGCUGGACCCCGCCAAAGGGUGUACUUUGAAUCAGAUGACGUGAAUGCAUGCAUUGUAACAUGCGGAGGUCUUUGCCCUGGGCUUAACACAGUGAUCCGUGAAAUAAUAUGUGGCUUGUCCUACAUGUACGAUGUCAACAAAGUUCUUGGUAUCGAGGGUGGAUACAGGGGAUUCUAUGCUCGCAACACCGUACAGUUGACACCAAAGAGUGUAAAUGAUAUUCAUAAACGUGGCGGCACAAUCCUCAGCACAUCACGGGGAGGUCAUGAUACCUCGAAGAUAGUUGACAACAUUCAGGAUCGUGGGAUAAAUCAGGUUUACAUCAUAGGAGGAGAUGGAACCCAAAAAGGAGCUGCUGCUAUUUUUGAGGAAAUCCGAAGGCGUCGCCUUAAAGUUGCUGUUGCUGGGAUCCCUAAGACAAUAGAUAAUGACAUUGCGGUUAUUGACAAGUCCUUCGGCUUUGAUACUGCUGUCGAAGAAGCCCAGCGGGCAAUUAAUGCUGCACAUGUGGAGGCUGAGAGUGUUGAGAAUGGUAUAGGCGUAGUGAAACUAAUGGGUCGCUACAGUGGGUUCAUUGCAAUGUAUGCUACUCUAGCGAGCCGAGAUGUCGACUGUUGCUUAAUUCCAGAAUCACGAUUUUAUCUGGAAGGAAAAGGUGGUCUUUAUGAAUACAUAGAGAAGAGGCUUAAAGAAAAUGGACACAUGGUAAUUGUUGUUGCCGAGGGAGCAGGACAAGAUCUUAUUGCUGAAAGUAUGAAGUCAAUGGACCAUGAAGAUGCUUCUGGAAACAAGCUGCUUCUGGAUGUUGGGCUUUGGUUGUCCCAGGGAAUAAAGAAUUACUUCACAAGCAGACAAAAGAUGACAAUAAAUCUUAAAUAUAUAGAUCCGACAUAUAUGAUUCGUGCAAUUCCAAGCAAUGCAUCUGAUAACGUCUAUUGCACGCUUCUGGCACAAAGUGCAGUCCAUGGGGCAAUGGCUGGAUACACAGGUUUCACUGUGGGGCUAGUUAAUGGCAGACAGACAUACAUACCAUUUGACAGGGUGACAGAAAAACGAAAUAAGGUCGUCAUCACUGACAGAAUGUGGGCAAGGCUGCUGUCAUCAACCAAUCAGCCAAGCUUUUUGAGUUCGAAAGAUGUCGAGGAGGCAAAUAUAAGAGAGGAGCAACCCAAACAGACAUCUGGCGAGGUAAAUAUGAAAUACCCAGAAACAAAGGAUUCCUACAGACAGAAGCUAGAAUUUUUGUUAUUUUCUUUCCCAUAGGAAGAAGAUGAUUUUUUUUUUUUGUGCUAGAAAGCCAACUCCUACGUGUUUCUUUAAGCAUCGAAAUCAAUGUAAUCUCAUGCCUCCUACUGGAAGAUGAAGCCUUUUUUUUUAACUAGAAAGGGGACUCAAAAGUGUAGUGUUUCUUUAAGCAUCAAAACCAGUGUAAAUCUGAUUCCUACCUAAAAGAGGGUCAGUAUGCUGAAACAACGAAACAUUCUAAUCUGAGUAGCCGCAGGGACUCGGGUUAGUUUCAGAGACAGUAUCAGAAACCCUAAUCGGAGAGUUAGGGAUCGAUGGAAGAUCCUGGUUCGCCCCCAAUUCGGGGGGACAAUAUUGCUCGCGAAACGUGAUGGAUUUACUUGAGAGAAAGAGAAGGAAUGAAAGCGUACCAUUGAGAUCGAUAGCCGAGAGCGACAGAGAGU
Musa acuminata AAA Group (dessert banana) is the source of this 2324-nucleotide messenger RNA. RefSeq names its product ATP-dependent 6-phosphofructokinase 6-like. Gene Ontology annotation, biological process: fructose 6-phosphate metabolic process; glycolytic process. The record is from RefSeq and is a predicted model, not a curated record. NCBI's taxonomy places the organism in Eukaryota, Viridiplantae, Streptophyta, Magnoliopsida, Zingiberales, Musaceae. The transcript is spliced from 15 exons. Bases 217 to 1899 code for a protein of 560 amino acids. Gene Ontology annotation, cellular component: cytoplasm. Gene Ontology annotation, molecular function: 6-phosphofructokinase activity; ATP binding.